GCCUUUGUCUUUGAUUGAAAAUUGCAAAGCGAAAGUGGUUCUCAAAACUUGCAGAAAUAAAUUAUCGCAGCUGAUCUGCUGGAAAGUUUGAUCAAUUUUGGCAUUUGCAAAGAACCAGAAUUUGUUGCGGAAAUAUGUCAGAUUGUGAAGAUACAGUGUUUGUUGAAUGUGCGGAUGAUGUGAAUGAUGAGAGGGAACCAAGUGUGGAAGUACUUCAGUGUGACAGUGUGAAUAUGAGGGGUGAACGGGAAGAUAUUGUGGAGUCAAUUGAAGCGGUGAAAAGAGUGAAGAAAGCAAUUCAGUACCAGGAUGAUGAAUCAUUACAGGAGGCCCUUGAAAAAAUUAAAGAACGACCAAAUAUUGAUGCUGAAUUCCAAGACAAGAUUGCAGAGCUUCAGAAGAUCAAAGCCACUGAAAAUUUUGCUGAUUUCCAUGAAGUUGUUGAGGAAGUGCUUAGACAGCUAGCUGAUGCCCAGGAAAAAGCCCAGACUGGCAAGACUUCACUAAGUCGACCAAUUGAGAUUCUGAAUGAAGUCUUACCAGUGUUUCGAAAGGCAUGUGCAAGUCACAUAGAGAAGAUUCAGGCAUCACCGGAAGUUAAUAAGACCCUGAAUGAGCUUGAAAAAAUUCGGCUGGACAUCAAGCAAUGUGAGAAAACUGACUGUGGGGAUGUUGAGAAAGCAAAGAAGUUAGAAAAGAAAGGAGAAAAGUUGCUUGAGGAGGCUGUCAGACACAGCAUUCUGGAUGUUGAAAAGAUUGAAAAAAGGAUUAAAGAAGAAGAUGAAGCUGGAAUACUGAUCUAUUUUGAAAACACAAAAAAAGAAACAAAUGAAAGAAUGGAUUUUCUUACAGAUGAUUUUGUACAGAUGAAAAACAACUGCGCUGAUGAUAUUCAGUUAACUGAACAAGCUCUGGAUAUUGAAAUCCAAAGCAAAGAACACGCAUUUGCAAAGUUUGAAGCCAAAGACAGGGAACUGGAAGGCCAGAUUGAAGUUCAAUUAGAGAAAGAAGAAGAAUUAAGAAAACAACUGGAAAAAGUUCAAGAAGAACGUAGAGCUUUGGAAGAAGAAAGAGAGCUGAGGGGAGCAAUGCAGGAUAAAGCUAAUGUGGUGCACAAACAAGCCGAGGAUGAGUUACGACAACUGCAGGCCAACUUAAACGAUCUUUUGGUCAAAGUAAACACAGCAAAUGUUGUACUUAAACAGACAAAAGAUGUGUGCAAUAUUCUCUUCGACAAAGCAGUGGAAAGCAAAAGGCUACAAAACCAUGAUUUGCAAAAUGUUUUGCUUCUCGUCAAGAGAAACAGAUACAAUGCUUUACUUGCUCAAGGCGUGAACUAUCUCAAUAUCCAGGAGAGAGAAAGCGGCACGAUUGAUUUGUUGAAGGAUAAGAUUAAGAAGAAGAAAGAGAAGUUACAUGACUUUUUGAAACGUCGCGUGGAAAGCGAAGCAAAGAAGCAAAGUGCCAAGAUUAAAGUAAUGAGUGAAGAACUGGAAGCAAGCGUGAAAAAUUUGAAGAAAGUGAACGAGAAGUUGCUAGGUUUGCAAGAAGAUAUAACUAUACUGCAGAGUGAAUUGGGCGGAACAUCGUACAAGACAUUGAAACAAGCAUUUGCUGAUUUCAAGUUGAUUAACGAAAGUGAAGAAAGUUUUUCCUUGCCUUCCAUGCCGUACUAGAAGACCACUCGCGUUGUGAGGUGAAAUAUGCUUAUAUUAAAAUUCAUAUUUUCAAAAAUGGACUGAAUUUGUCCAUAAAAACAAAUAAACUUUACUAAUAACUGGAAGUUUUAAACGUCCAGGUUAAAUGCUAACGACUUACUGUUUAUCCGACGUAGUUAGCUUGAUGUGAUAUAUAUAAAAACAAAAAGAAACAGUGGAUGUAAUAACAAUGUAUCAUAAUUAAUAAAUUACCCAGGGCGCAGGUACCACUUGGGCAGCAGGGGGCAGCCAUAUGCCUUUACUACCAUAUAAUAGUACCAUACAUUCACCAUCUGAUCUUAAACGUCAUUCUCAGGCUCUGCUAUAAUCACGAUAUGACGGAUAUGUACCCUUCUCUACUUCUAAAACUCUGCCCCCGCUGACCUAAACUGCCUCCUGCGCCUCUCCGUAAUUAACACCCGGGUCACCAGACAUUAUUUUAGGACCAACAAACGAAUAGGAAUGUAACAAAUUAGAUUUUAACACUGGGGCCAGUUGUAUAAAAGGGUUUACUUUUAAUUAUAGUCAGUUACAGGAGGCAUAUCAAAUGGUGUAUUUUGAAAUAACUAUGACUCAAAAUGUCUC
Messenger RNA from Dendronephthya gigantea, 2282 nucleotides. RefSeq names its product golgin subfamily A member 6-like protein 22. Bases 135 to 1676 code for a protein of 513 amino acids. Lineage: Eukaryota; Metazoa; Cnidaria; Anthozoa; Malacalcyonacea; Nephtheidae. The record is from RefSeq and is a predicted model, not a curated record. The transcript is spliced from 11 exons.